CAACAGUGGCGAGAGUCGCCGCUCCUCUCCUUGCCUUGAUUUUGUUCCUUACAGUUCGGGUUGUCUAUUCGCAAGCCUCACUUAAAAAUCAACCCGUUUAAUGAAGUUAAAGAAAGUUUUUUUGUUUUUUGAUUCAAGCACCAAGCAACAGCAGACAAAAAUUGGACAAAAACACGAUCGAAGAGAAAUGAGUCAAAUAAAUAAAUAUUUGGCUCUGACCAACAUUGCAACCGGCUAUGCCAAGCGGAUGACCAGGCUUCGAAACCGAAUUUUCAAUGAGCCCGUGCGAGCCAUGGCCCCGAGGGACUCAAAGGUGAUCUCCCUUCUGUCAGAGCUGCCCAGGCAAAAAGAUCCCGAGUACACAAAUUACUACCCACGGCACGUUGAGACGUGGCAAUUUAUGAUGAAGCUUAGAGACUACGGCCUCUUCAGAGAUGAGCACCAGGACUUCAAAGAAGAAAUGGUCCGCUUGAGAAUCCUCCGAGGCAAGGUGAAGCCCAAGAAAGGUGAAGGAAAACGCUCUAAGAAGAAGUAAUUGACUCCUUUUGAUUCUAGUUAUCAUGUAUUCAUGAUAAAAAUAAAUUUGUUAUUAAUAACGAUAAAUCAAACUUCAU
Neocloeon triangulifer is the source of this 614-nucleotide messenger RNA. RefSeq names its product small ribosomal subunit protein mS33 (gene mRpS33). NCBI's taxonomy places the organism in Eukaryota, Metazoa, Arthropoda, Insecta, Ephemeroptera, Baetidae. The transcript has 2 exons. Bases 101 to 535 code for a protein of 144 amino acids. The record is from RefSeq and is a predicted model, not a curated record. Gene Ontology annotation, cellular component: mitochondrion.